Messenger RNA from Acaulospora morrowiae, 612 nucleotides. NCBI's taxonomy places the organism in Eukaryota, Fungi, Glomeromycota, Glomeromycetes, Diversisporales, Acaulosporaceae. The record is from the annotation of a GenBank genome assembly.
AUGUUAGAAUAUUUGCCUGGAGAAGAUUCUAAAGAAUGGAUUAAAGAUUUUAGGCAAUAUUGUAAAGUAUCUAGACUUGAUCCACUUGCAAAUACUCGAACCAGAGUAAGAAUUCAUGGACUUUUUAAGACUUGUUUGAAAGGUGAUGCAAAAGAUUGGUAUGAAACAAGUCUCAAGAAUAAAAAUUGGGAAUUGCAAAAUAUUAGCGAUAAUACUAACUUGGCCAAUUUUGGAGCUAUUAAUGGAUUAGCUAACAAUAAUGCAUUGCAUAAUAUCAAUGCUAAUCAGUUUAAAGGCAGAGCUCUUCAAAUAAGAAAUACAGUUCCAACUGACAAUAAUGCAAUUGCUAUACCAUUAGUGCCAGCACAUAUUGUUUUCUAUGAAGAUUGGUCAAUAGCUGGUAGACAACCAACAGAUUUAGCCUCCAAUGCUCCCAAUGCUAAUGCAGGAGGUAAUACUAUUGCUCCUGAUCUUAAGAAAGAAUUAUAUGAUGUUUUCCAAGAUUCUUUUGAGAUUCUUUCAGAUAAUGCUAAAUUGCGGGGUAAAUACAAAAAACAAGAAAAAGAUUUUAACCAGGGAAGGAAUAAAUGGGAUCAGGAUAGAAAGAAGUGA